This is a messenger RNA of Thermothielavioides terrestris NRRL 8126, 966 nucleotides long. RefSeq lists its product as uncharacterized. Bases 1 to 717 code for a protein of 238 amino acids. Gene Ontology annotation, molecular function: ribosome binding; translation initiation factor activity. Gene Ontology annotation, cellular component: eukaryotic translation initiation factor 3 complex; cytoplasm. The record is from RefSeq and is a predicted model, not a curated record. Gene Ontology annotation, biological process: regulation of translational initiation. The transcript has 2 exons. NCBI's taxonomy places the organism in Eukaryota, Fungi, Ascomycota, Sordariomycetes, Sordariales, Chaetomiaceae.
AUGAACGGCGAAGACCCCCAAGAGCGGCCAGAGCAGAUCCGCAACAUAAUCAACGGGCUCGAGCGGUACAACCCACAAGCCGCCGAUGUCCUCGAGGCCUACCUGCAGCAACAAUGUGAGGAGAAGUUCUGUGACUGCAACGCCAACCGGGCGUUGCUGAAGCUCUACCAGCUCAACCCCGACCGGAUCAAGGAUGAGGUGAUCACCAACAUCCUGGUCAAGGCCAUGACGCAGUUCCCCUCGCCGCAGUUCGACCUCGCCCUGCAUCUGCUCUCGCCCUCGCACUCCAACCCGGGUCCCAACUCGAGCUCCGACCUCGCCGAGGCCGUGUCCAAGCUGCGGGUGCUCAACGCGCAGCUGGAAGGCGCGCAGUACGCCCGCUUCUGGGCCACGCUCGACAGCGACGACAUCUACGCGGACCUGACGACCGACAUCGCCGGGUUCGAGGAGAUGAUCCGCGUGCGGAUCGCCCAGCUGGUCAGCCAGGCGUUCCGCGAGGUGCAGACGAGCGUGCUCGAGGGCUGGCUCGGGCUGGACAGCGAAGAGGAGGUGAAGAAGUUCGUGGUCGAGACGUGCGGCUGGAAGGUGGACGAGGCCGGGCUCGUGCACGUGCCCAAGAACCCCGAGAACGAGGCGAAGAAGACGGAGAUUAGGGAGGAUGUCUCGGUGGACAUGUUCAGCCGCGUCAUUAAGAGGGCGUGGGAGGACAAUGCCUAGUAUCUCUUGCUUGGCCGGGACUGGUUAACCUAAUCUCCUUUUGAGAUGGAAACUCGGGCUGCUUGGUCCCUAGCGACGAUUUCUUCUUGCAUCUGGCGGCAAAAGCCUCGGCGUUUAUGGGAUGUUACGGCGGCAUGGGCGCGCCGCGGAUUGGGAGGGAUGCAAACGGGUGUUUGUCAGGAAUUUCCACGGAUUCUAUGUUUAGAUCACGGCCUCCCCGUGCAGAUGCAAACACGAUGACAUGAGUUG